CGAGACAUUCAGGGUCAUGGUUUCGAGCCCCUUGGGGCCUUCCAGCUUUGAUUCUAUGAAAAGCCCCCUCUCCUUCCGCAGUUAUUCAUCCCAGCAAGAGCUUGCAGUCGGGGACAUCUGAAUUUACUUCAGUCCCCGUGUGAAAGGGGAUAGAAGUCUCCAGCGCUGAUCAGUAAAAAUGACAUUGAAAGUGUAUUGGAAGAAGCAAAAAAAGUGUAAAGUUUUGGCUCUGGUGGUAGUUGCUGAAUACAGAGAAGAUUUUGAAAAAAUUAUUCAACUUUCAGAAAGGUACCCAGGAUUUGUCUUUCCAUGUCUGGGCAUCCAUCCAGUUCAAAGUAGUCCAACGGGAAAUGAUCGCAGUGUUACGUUAAAGAUCUUUGUGCAGGAUCUGGACGAAGCAUUGCCACUCAUAGAACUCUAUAAGGACCGCUUGCUGGCUAUCGGAGAAGUUGGUCUGGAUUUCACUCCCAGAUUUGCAAGCACUGAUGAGCAGAAGGAAGGGCAAAGACAAGUCUUGAUCAAGCAGAUUCAGCUGGCAAAACAACUCGAUUUGCCUUUAAAUGUCCAUUCCCGCUCAGCUGGAAGGCCAACCAUUAACCUCUUAAAGGAACAAGGUGCUGAAAGGGUGCUGCUCCAUGCAUUUGAUGGCAAGCCAUCGGUGGCAAUGGAAGGGGUGAAGGCUGGGUAUUUUUUCUCCAUUCCUCCGUCUAUUAUAAGAAGUGAACAGAAGCAGAAACUUGUGAAACAGUUGCCCCUAGAAAACAUUUGCUUAGAAACUGACUCUCCUGCGCUCGGCCCUGAGAAACAGGUGAGAAAUGAACCAAAGAACGUCUUCAUUGCUGCAGAAUACAUUGCUAAAAUAAAAGGGAUUUUAGUGGAAGAAGUUAUAGGCAUAACAACCCAGAAUGCACAGAAACUGUUUCCCAAACUGAAUAACUUUCUCUGAAUAUAACUAAUGUUCUGCUGUGCCUUAAUAUAUAUGUGUGACCUGGCUUCAAUAUAUUCAUAACUUUACAAUUUUUAAGAUGUUAUGAUGUUCCCUAUUGAUUGUGUCUGUAAAUUGAGCAAAAUAUAGAAUGAUGCUAUGUGCAAACUCUCCUUAAUUUGACAUUGGCAUUUUCCUAAUAAAAGGACCAUAACCAUUGCAUGUUUUAAAAAAUGUAACAUCUUUCGUUUUCUCUGUA
This is a messenger RNA of Podarcis raffonei (Aeolian wall lizard), 1184 nucleotides long. RefSeq names its product TatD DNase domain containing 3 (gene TATDN3). The record is from RefSeq and is a predicted model, not a curated record. NCBI's taxonomy places the organism in Eukaryota, Metazoa, Chordata, Lepidosauria, Squamata, Lacertidae. The transcript is spliced from 10 exons. Bases 179 to 946 code for a protein of 255 amino acids. Gene Ontology annotation, molecular function: hydrolase activity, acting on ester bonds.